Molecule: messenger RNA, 1887 nt
Organism: Fukomys damarensis (Damara mole-rat)
Lineage: Eukaryota; Metazoa; Chordata; Mammalia; Rodentia; Bathyergidae
Gene: Immp1l
Product: inner mitochondrial membrane peptidase subunit 1
Exons: 5
Coding region: 1078-1512 (144 amino acids)
Cellular component (GO): mitochondrial inner membrane peptidase complex; membrane
Molecular function (GO): serine-type endopeptidase activity
Source: RefSeq, a predicted model, not a curated record
AAAGGAGAGAGUUCUCACCUUUUCUGUAGCUUCUUUGCAGAGAUUUUUACCCCUGUGGGCUGUUGCUCUGUUUCUUCAGUUGUUCCAGCUUUUUGAACUUUUGUAUGUGUAUGUGUGGUGGGGGGAUUGCAGACAAGCAUUUGUUACAAAUUUUAAACUCUGUUGUGUUCUCUACUUCCACAUGGUUUUUUAGAUGCUUCAUCUUUCCUAAACCUAAGAAGGUAUUUAAUGGAAUUAUUUUCUAUGUCCGCACCCCUUCCCAGAAUUACCUGUCAUUUCUUGAGGGUUGCCUUUGGUGGUUGAUUGUUUUCCUCAGUGUUCUUUUUUCUUUUUUUUUGGUACCAGGGAUCGAACUCAAGUCCUUGCACUUGUGAGGCAUUCGCCAGAACCAAUGAGCUAAAUCCCCGGCCUCAGCGUUCUUUUUUAAGCUUGUGUUUUCCUUCACUGUUGGAGACCCUGGGUUGUCGGUUCAUGUUGGUAGGUGAAUGGCCUGUUGAGUGUCACGGGGAAGCUGGACUAGACUUCUCUCCUUUGUUUUCCUGGCACAUCUGUACCCUAAAUGGAAAGAGGACUGACAGACUUUGUGUAAGUCCGCAGAACUAGUUUAUCAGUGUGCUUUGCUUCCACCUGGAUAUGUGAGCGAGCAAGGAGAUGGGCUGAGUCCUUCUCUCGUAUCGGAAUAAGGAGAACCCCAUCCUGGCCUCUCUGAGAGGCUUGUCCUCCGUGACGCCUCAGUCAGACCAGGAUUCGGAGCCACAGAAAGAAACGUUCUAUUUUCCCCACCGCGUGAGCAUGGCUUUGGGCUUGGUGAGGGCCGGGCAGCCUUUUUCUGGGACCAGAGCGUAUGUAUUUGAGGCUUGGCCGGCAGUAAGCUCUGUUUUGCAACUGCUUUCUCUGCCUUGGGAAAGCAGCCUGGACAGCACCAAGAAAUGAGCUUGGCUACGUUGUGUAACACUGCAUUUACGGGUACCAGCUUUGGGAUUGUUCACACAUUUUUCACCUGUCAGAGCUAAUAUUUUUUCCAACCAUUGAAAGGUAUAAAACUAAGACACGUUUUAACUUGCCACGAAGGAGUAAAUGGUGGCUGGAAGAUUGCCCAGGCGCCCCGCGUGCUCUGUGCUCUGCGCUCCCAUCGCUGUGACUGAUCCUGUACGCUGCUUUCCAGCUGCCUGCCGUCUCCAGCGUGUGUGUGCUGGUCAUGCUGCCGGCAGGGGUGGAUUCUCAGCGCUUGCCGUGCUGAGAAAAUGCGACCGGAAAGCACCUGGGACGGUUCUGACGCCAUGGAUUACCCAUGUGUGCUUUAGAUUUCUUUCUGGAAGCCCUGCGCCCACCCUGAAUAUUGAAUUUAUUGUGGAACAGACCAAUGGCCACUUCUGCCUUGAAGCCAGCUGUGAACUGAAUCCAUCAGAACCACGAGCUAAGGAAUACGUAUCUGGGAAGAGUGUAUUAGCUGCCUGUGCUAUUGCUAGAACAAAAUACCCAGCGCCUGUAAGUAAAAGGAAGAAGGAUUGAUUUGGUCAGCUGACUCCAAAGCAUGCCCUCCUGGCAGAGAGACAUGGCUGCUCAUCUCAUGACAGCCAGAAGCAGAAAGAUGGAAGAGCCGAGUAAGAGGCAUGGGACUCCUCUGCCCCCACUGCACCCUGCUUCCUAACGGCACAUAUGGCUACAAUGAGUAGGACACCCUGAUGAUCCAGUUCUGAAAGGCCCAGCUCUGGACGUAAGAGUCUCCCACAGUGCUGAUUAAAUUUCCUUUUCACCAACAUGAAAGACAGUGACGUUUGUGCUAGUUCACAGGCAACUGAGGUUUUGUUCAUAAAAUCUUUUCCUACACCAGUGUCUUCACGAGUUCUUCUUAACCUCUCCUAGUCAGUUUAGUGUUUGUGUUAA